ACACACACACACACACACACACGCACACUUCCUGGUUUUAUUUGUACUCCGGCCCGCUGGGGCACCGCUGAGCCGCAGAGGCGGCGGCGGCGGCAGCGGCAGCCGCAACAUCUGGGGGAAACUUAAGGUGGUCACGCAGGUUUUUCCAGAGGCUGCGGCGCAGAGGAGCCCGAGACUUCCCGGGGCAGCCGUAGGGCACCUGAUGGCUACGCCUCUCCAGCCGCUGGGGAGCGAGCAAAGGCUGGGGGUGCAGAUUGAGCUGAGCGGCUUCAGAACGCGGAUAGUUCCGCGGCGCUUUUGGUCCAUCCAGAGAACACCAGGAUUGGGGGCGGGGAGUGGGGAGUCGCCAAGGGGCUCCUGCAGUCUGGAAGCGAGCCACGCCGAGGGAGGUGGGGCGGUUGGAACUCUCCGCGGCCAGAGAGGGGGACGCCUCGGAGCCCUCCCUCCCCUCGUCCCAGCCUCUUCUAGCCCCCUGGGAGAAGCCCUGAGAGGCCCGCCCUGUUCGGGCCGGAGGAAAGCGAAGGGAGCCCGCUUUCUGUAGAAGUGGCGUCUUCUUUGCUAGAAAGCUCCUCACGCCCUCAGCCGGGCGGGUGGACAGGCGUGCAAAGUGGAGUCAGCGGCGACUGUGGCGGCCGCGGGGGGUGCGGCGAGCUACCACAGUGCUCCGGGUCCCUCUCCUGGAAGGGCUGGGCACACAACUUACGCUUGCGGAGAUACCCCACCCCGCUCUCUCCCCUUGUUUUGUCUUUCCCUCUUGGCUCUGAGACUGAGGUUUGAGAGCCCUGUGCUUCAGAGGAAGGUUGAGUUAUUUCUCUACAACUCGUGUUAGGGUAUGAGUUGGUGGGCACUGAGGAGUGUCGAAAGUAUAAGAGUUGGCCAAAGGUGAGGUUAGAGCACCUUUCUGUUGAAGGCGCACCUGUUGCCCAUUGCUUGGCUGUAUUGCCUGCGAUAGGAAAGUGGGCGAUGCCUCACUCUGACUUUCGGGAUCCCUAAAGGGUUGGGUCACUGUCUACCUGUCCCCCCUCUCUUCCCCUUUCCACGCACCACGUAUUCCAUUGCACGUGGGCACUGCAAGGGAAGAAGGGAACAUGGAGAAUAGGCCCUUCCCAGUCCCUUCCACCUUGGACUGUGUGUGUGUGUGUGUUUGUGCGCGCGCGCGUGCGCGCGCGUGUGUGUGUGAAGGGGGAAGGGGAGACAGAGAGAGAGAAUGCUAACGCCAAAGGAGGCGGCCCUGGACAGGAAAAGGGAGAAAGGGGUAUGCAUCGGGCUAGGGAAAUCCCACCCUAACUGCCUGAGGCCUUUGAGCUUCUCGAGUCUUGGGACAUCUGUCCGCGCUUCCGCUAAUGGGGGAGACAAUUGUGAGUGGAUGAGGUUAGAACACUGCCAGGCACACCCCAUCCCUCACUAGUCCAGGUGCCGGCUACCUGGCCCAUACCAGCGUUCCCUUCCGCCGGAGCUUUUGUUGCACCCUCCCCCACAUGUGAGCAGCCGGGCGGCAGCAGUGGCCCUUGGUUUAGGGGAAGGCGAGGUGAGACGUCGCGGUGCUGCGGGCUGCGCGGACCUGUGUGGAGAGGUCACACCUCUUUCGGAAAAAAAAAAAAAAAAAAGAGAGGGAGAGAGAGAGAGAAGAAAGAAAGAAAGAAAGAAAGAAAGAAAGAAAGAAAGAAAGAAAGAAAGAAAGAAAGAAAAAACCCAAGCUGGCGACCAAGGUGAACCCAGAACGGUUCCCACCUUAAAAUCGGCCCUGCUCGUGACGUCAGGUCGGAAAUAUACCAAAGCGAGAGCCGGCCAGGAGUCCGGGGAGCGCGGCGGCGCGGCGAUUGGGCGGCGGGCCGCUGACGCGCGCUGACGCGCGGAGACUUUAGGUGCAUGUUGGCAGCGGCAGCGCGAGCCACAUAAACAAAGGCACAUUGGCGGCCAGGGCCAGUCCGCCCGGCGGCUCGCGCUCGGCUCCGCGGUCCUGCUCCCCUGCCCAGCCGGCCGCCUUCUCCUGCUCCCUCGCCGCUCCUGGCGACUUGGUUACCUUCGCCCCUCUCGCCCACCCCUGUCAGACCCUGCUACCAGGACUCCCAGAGGAAACUACACUUCGGCUGAGUUGAAUGAAUGAAGAGAGACGCAGAGAACUCCUAAGUGAGGAGGAGAUCCGACAGGCUGGACUCCCCAUUGCUUUUCUAAAAAUCUUGGAACUUUGUCCUUCGUUGAAUUACGACACUGUCCACCUUUAAUUUCCUCGAAAACGCCUGUAAUUCGGCUGAAGCCAUGCCUUGUGUUCAGGCGCAGUAUGGGUCCUCGCCUCAAGGAGCCAGCCCCGCUUCUCAGAGCUACAGUUACCACUCUUCGGGAGAAUACAGCUCCGAUUUCUUAACUCCAGAGUUUGUCAAGUUUAGCAUGGACCUCACCAACACUGAAAUCACUGCCACCACUUCUCUCCCCAGCUUCAGUACCUUUAUGGACAACUACAGCACAGGCUACGACGUCAAGCCACCUUGCUUGUACCAAAUGCCCCUGUCCGGACAGCAGUCCUCCAUUAAGGUAGAAGACAUUCAGAUGCACAACUACCAGCAGCACAGCCACCUGCCCCCCCAGUCCGAGGAGAUGAUGCCGCAUUCCGGGUCGGUUUACUACAAGCCCUCCUCGCCCCCGACGCCCACCACCCCGGGCUUCCAAGUGCAGCACAGCCCCAUGUGGGACGACCCAGGCUCUCUCCACAACUUCCAUCAGAACUACGUGGCCACCACGCACAUGAUCGAGCAGAGGAAAACGCCCGUCUCCCGCCUCUCCCUCUUCUCAUUUAAGCAAUCGCCUCCCGGCACCCCCGUGUCUAGCUGCCAGAUGCGCUUCGACGGGCCCCUGCACGUCCCCAUGAACCCGGAGCAGGCAGGCAGCCACCACGUGGUGGACGGGCAGACCUUCGCUGUGCCCAACCCCAUCCGAAAGCCUGCGUCCAUGGGCUUCCCAGGCCUGCAGAUCGGCCACGCAUCGCAGCUGCUGGACACGCAGGUGCCCUCGCCGCCGUCGCGGGGCUCGCCCUCCAACGAGGGAUUGUGCGCCGUGUGUGGCGACAACGCGGCCUGCCAACACUAUGGCGUGCGCACCUGUGAGGGCUGCAAAGGUUUCUUUAAGCGCACGGUACAAAAAAACGCAAAAUACGUGUGUUUAGCAAAUAAAAACUGCCCAGUGGACAAGCGGCGCCGGAAUCGCUGUCAGUAUUGCCGAUUUCAGAAGUGCCUGGCUGUUGGGAUGGUCAAAGAAGUGGUUCGCACGGACAGUUUAAAAGGCCGGAGAGGUCGUUUGCCCUCGAAACCGAAGAGCCCACAGGAGCCCUCUCCCCCCUCGCCCCCGGUGAGUCUGAUCAGUGCCCUCGUCAGGGCCCAUGUCGACUCCAACCCGGCUAUGACCAGCCUGGACUAUUCCAGGUUCCAGGCGAACCCUGACUAUCAGAUGAGUGGAGAUGACACCCAGCAUAUCCAGCAGUUCUAUGAUCUCCUGACUGGCUCCAUGGAGAUCAUCAGGGGCUGGGCUGAGAAGAUCCCAGGCUUCGCUGACCUGCCCAAAGCCGACCAAGACCUGCUUUUUGAAUCCGCUUUCUUAGAACUGUUUGUGCUUCGAUUAGCGUACAGGUCCAACCCAGUGGAGGGUAAACUCAUCUUUUGCAAUGGGGUGGUCUUGCACAGGUUGCAAUGCGUUCGUGGCUUUGGGGAAUGGAUUGAUUCCAUUGUUGAAUUCUCCUCCAACUUGCAGAAUAUGAACAUCGACAUUUCUGCCUUCUCCUGCAUUGCUGCCCUGGCUAUGGUCACAGAGAGACACGGGCUCAAGGAACCCAAGAGAGUGGAAGAACUGCAAAACAAGAUUGUAAAUUGUCUCAAAGACCAUGUGACUUUCAAUAAUGGGGGGUUGAACCGCCCCAACUAUUUGUCCAAACUAUUGGGGAAGCUCCCAGAACUCCGUACUCUUUGCACACAGGGGCUACAGCGCAUUUUCUACCUGAAACUAGAAGACUUGGUACCACCGCCAGCAAUAAUUGACAAACUUUUCCUGGACACUUUACCUUUCUAAGACCUUCUCCCAUGCACUUCAAAGGAACUGGAAAGAAACCUAAAACUAUCCAGAGGGGGGAAGUCACAAGGCAGAGAUAUCCCCAUGAGCUGCCUCAGCUCUAGCCGGCCCCCACUCCCUCCAAAAAAUCCCAGACCCUUAAUCCCUAAAGAAACAAAACAAAACAAAACAAAACAAAACAAAACAACAAAAACUGUUGCUAUUUCCUAACCUGCAGGCAGAACCUAAAAGGGCAUUUUGGCUCCGGGGCAUCCUGGAUUUAGAACAUGGACUGCACACAAUACAGUGGUAUAAACUUUUUAUUAUCAGUUUAAAAAUCAGUUUAUUGUUCAGAAGAAAGAUUCCUAAUGUAUGAUAGGGGAAAUGUUUGGCCAUGUUUGGUUGUUGCAGUUAAGACAAAUGUAAUACAUACACACACACACACACACACACACACACGCACACAUUCACUCACACAUUGUAAGGGGACCCACAAGUAUUGCCCUUUAAAAGACUUCAAAGUUUUCUGCUGUAAAGAAAGCUGUAAUAUAUAGUAAAACUAAAUGUUGCGUGGGUGGCAUGAGUUGAAGAAGGGAAAGGCUUGUAAAUUUAUCCAAUGCAGUUUGGCUUUUUAAAUUAUUUUGUGCCUAUUUAUGAAUACAUAUUACAAAUUCUAAAAGAUAAGUGUGUUUGCAAAAAAAAAAAAAAAAGAAAAAAGAAAAAAAGAACUACACAAAAAAGGGACAAGCAUGUUGAGUCUAGGUUGAAAAUGUUAUAGGCACUUGCUAUUUCAGUAAUGUCUAUAUUAUAUAAAUAGUAUUUCAGACACUAUGUAGUCUGUUAGAUUUUAUAAAGAUUGGUAGUUAUCUGAGCUUAAACAUUUUCUCAAUUGUAAAAUAGGUGGGCACAAGUAUUACACAUCAGAAAAUCCUGACAAAAGGGACACAUAGUGUUUGUAACACAGUCCAACAUUCCUUGUUUGUAAGUGUUGUAUGUACCGUUGAUGUUGAUAAAAGAAAGUUUAUAUCUUGAUUAUUUUGUUGUCUAAAGCUAAACAAAACUUGCAUGCAGCAGCUUUUGACUGUUUCCAGAGUGCUUAUAAUAUACAUAACUCCCUGGAAAUUACUGAGCACUUUGAAUUUUUUUUUGUUUUUUUUUAAAUGUCUAAAAUUGUCAGUUAAUAUAUUAUUUUAUGUUUGAGUAAGAAUUUUAAUAUUGCCAUAUUCUGUAGUAUUUUUCUUUGUAUAUUUCCAGUAUGGCACAUGAUAUGAGUCACUGCCUUUUUUUCUAUGGUGUAUGACAGUUAGAGACGCUGAUUUUUUUUUUCUGAUAAAUUCUUUCUUUGAGAAAGACAAUUUUAAUGUUUACAACAAUAAACUAUGUAAAUGAACAGAA
Molecule: messenger RNA, 5430 nt
Organism: Mustela lutreola (European mink)
Lineage: Eukaryota; Metazoa; Chordata; Mammalia; Carnivora; Mustelidae
Gene: NR4A2
Product: nuclear receptor subfamily 4 group A member 2
Exons: 8
Coding region: 2260-4056 (598 amino acids)
Biological process (GO): cellular response to corticotropin-releasing hormone stimulus; regulation of transcription by RNA polymerase II; dopaminergic neuron differentiation
Cellular component (GO): nucleus; transcription regulator complex
Molecular function (GO): RNA polymerase II cis-regulatory region sequence-specific DNA binding; nuclear receptor activity; nuclear glucocorticoid receptor binding
Source: RefSeq, a predicted model, not a curated record